AUGAGGGAGAUUCGGCUAGUCCACAGCAAGCCACAGCAUAAUGUCCAAAUCCUACAGAAUGCUCAAGAUCCACGAGUAGGCGAGACAAUCAAAUCCAUCUACAGACUCACCAGUUCCGAUGAUUCGUUCACCUGGAAUCCCACGCUCACGGAGCACAUGAUACAGUUCUUGCGGUUUCUGAAGGAUAAUCGCAAAACAUUGGUUGUCCGGCUUUCUGGCUUCUCUCAAGAUGAUGAAAACAUGGAAAAGUGGUUUCAUCAAGCGUGUCAGUGGGAUUUGAUUGUCGGAUUGGUUUCCAAUAGUCUUGAAUCCCAUUCAUUCUUCAUCUACCAUGCAAUGUGCAACCAGAACGCUGCUAUUUCCAUGUUCUUGAAGAUAUAUCUGUAUCCAUGCGAUUUUGAUUCUGUUGAUGCCCACAACAGUCUUGCACGAGCCUUGAAGCGAACGAAUUGCCUAAACCGAUUAGAAAUAAAGGUUUGGAACGUCGGAUUGCAACCAGAUUUUCAGAACCUGGCACGAACCCUGUCAGAAGGAAUCGGUAGCAACCGGUCCAUACAAUAUCUCCUCAUCACUGGUUGGGACCAUACUGCUUGCAAUUAUCUCUUCUCCAAUUUGGUGGACCGUGAGGUCUCCUUUGAUCAGCUGAUUCUUGAGAGUGUGGGAUAUGCCCCCGUGCACGUACACAACGGAGGGAUCUCAAAAGAAUGGUGUAGUACAUUUAACAAAGCAAAUCACAUUGGAUUUCUAUCUUGCAAGGACAGUAUCACAACUUGCCAGUGUUUGUACAAUAUCGAUUCCACUGUGUUCUGCCACCUACAAUUGACAAAUGCUGGAUGGUUCUCUCAACAAAUCGAUAAUUUGCUGGUUCGGUUUUCUGAAUCGUGCCCCAACCUUUUGACCUUGGAUGUCUACAGGAACAAGAUGGAAGACUUGACUUUUCCUCGGUUUUCUGCUCUUUUAAAAUCCAAUGCUGCUACGCCUCCCUCAAUAUCCCAUCGCCGACCGCUGGGCUCGCUGACAAGAUUCCUUCUCGAUGGCAACCCUAUUCUAUCGGCUGAAACGCACAUACGGAAGAAGCUACGACCGAGUGUCUUUAGCUUAUUUCAAAAGAUUCCAAGUCUCAUUACUAUUUUGGAUACUGAAGCAAAGCCAGGAACGAGCAAUAAGGACAGGGCAAAGCUGGACAACUUAUCCCGAUGCAUGCGGAGUCUAGCGAUUGAGUCACCUUGCCUCGGGAUGCAAUUGCCACCUGCUGCUUGGCCGAUACUAUUAUGCAAAGCAAAUCGGAUGCUUCAAGGGGAGCCAAGCCUACAAGCACAAGUGCUCUAUGAUGUUUUGGUGAAUGCAUCUGCCGUCUUGUCUUCGAAUCAAGGAACAUUGGAUCCCAAUGAUGCAGCUUCAAUAAGCAACAAAUCACCUGACAGGGAACCUCUAUGGUUGUCCCUUCAAAAGCUACUUUCUUGGGACUGA
Molecule: messenger RNA, 1470 nt
Organism: Cylindrotheca closterium
Lineage: Eukaryota; Bacillariophyta; Bacillariophyceae; Bacillariales; Bacillariaceae
Source: the annotation of a GenBank genome assembly